UCUACCAAGACCGCGUUUGGUACCCAUCGGAAAAAAAGAAUGGCAGACGGAGGAAAAUCACCAACGCCGUCGGCAGCCGCCGAUGCGCAGCUUUUUGGGCUCCUCUCCAAUCUCCUCCAACAGGUGGAAUCACUAACCAAUCAAGAAGAAGUGGAGUUGCGUGCCAAGAUUGAAACCCUCGGAAUGGAGGUCCGGAAACUUCCCUCCAAAUCCGCUCAGCAUAUGAACGAGAUGGAGAUAGCAAAAGAAUUGGACAAAUUGUCAGCAAAACUCGAUGACGUGGACGAGUUAAUAUCGUCAACGAUGGCAGAGGACCCACAAGUGAGGACCCUUUUAAGCAAUACGGCCGAUGUGUGGAUUCCAGUUGUCACUGCAACUUCCGACGAGAGGCGUAAUUUUACCUCUGUCGUUGGAGAUGAAAGUCUUGCAGGCUCGGGAAAAGGUCCCGAAUAGCAAUAUUUAUAACUUUUUAUUGAAUUAUUUGUUGCAUAUGCAAAUACUGCAUGUCUUUGAAAUCGAAUUCUUGAAGUCAUUUGUCUCGUUGAUGGAAUACAUAUUAGAUUCCGAAUACAGAUCUAAUUUUAAUCUCCGAAAAUAUGUUUAAAAA
Erythranthe guttata (spotted monkey flower) is the source of this 607-nucleotide messenger RNA. Its product is annotated as ecotropic viral integration site protein. Lineage: Eukaryota; Viridiplantae; Streptophyta; Magnoliopsida; Lamiales; Phrymaceae. The record is from RefSeq and is a predicted model, not a curated record.